CGAGCACUGCCCGACAGGCCGAGAGAUCGAGCGAGCCAGCCUCGAGCACUGAUCGAUCGACCGACCGACCGACCGACGGGCGACCACAAUGGCGUCGUGAUUUGCAACUGCGCAACUGUCAAAAGCUUUUUCGAAGUGCUUCACGAGCUGCUGUGCAGCUUCACGACCUGCGGCAGCUGCAGAGCACCGAUCGACCGGCCCACAAGCGCACUGGCCCCGGAUUUCGAUCGCUGUCUAAAUUAGGCUCGGGCGCGUCGUACGCGCGAUCUGAUCGCGAGUUUUGCGUUCGGAUCAGCUGUGUGCGCAAGUCGAGAGGCGUCGAUCGGCCCCUCAGACAGACAGACGAUGCUACUACUUAAACAGCAAUUCGACCUCCCAUCCACAAGCAGCUGAGUUCAGAAUCAACAACAUCCUUCGAGUUCUUACAAGCUAAUCGGUAAUCGGGAAUCGGGAUCGGUGGUAGUCUCAGAGAGAGCAAUUCCUUUAUCAGAAUGGCGGACGAGGAGUAUGGCAGCUACGGUGCGAGGAGGACCAACAGGGCUGGCGACGACGAGGAAGAACAAACGCGUUCUGCCUACGGCGAGUCGGGCACGACAGGCACGGGCCGGUACAAUCGAGCGUCGUCGAAGACCGACAGCGAUCGGACCAUGGACGAGCCCGAUCCCGCGGUGCCCACGGCGGGAUACUCGUUGGAAGCUACUUACGGGAAGGGAACGGGGGAAGAGGACGAGAGCGAGGGCCGAAAGCCGUCCUACGGCCAGCAGCCCUCGUACGGGAAGCCCUCGAAGCCCACGGUGACAGGUCCCGGUCAAACCAUGGACGAGCCCGAUCCCGUCGAACCCACUCAGGGCUACUGCAUCGACAGCACGUACGGAAGCGGUAAGCUCGAGACCGACGAUGAAACUUCGGGCGGCUACGGAAAGACGACCUCCGGCACGGGGUACGGUCAGUCGGGCUCCGGCUCGUACAAGAAGCCGGCGUCCUCCACCGACGACGAGGCCACGACCGGGUACAGCAUCGACAGCACUUACGGAAGUGGCAGGAAGAGGACCGACGGCGACGACGACGUGGUCGGCACGCAGAGCUAUGGUGCCAGCGCCUACGGGGCGCCUAAGAAGGACGACGACGAAGAGGAGUCGCAGUCUGGGUACGGGUACGGUGGAAAGAAGGUUACGUCCUACGGCUCGGGCCGCAAGGACGAGGAGGACUCGACCGUUAGUGCAUACGGUGGCAGCACCUACGGCAAGAAGAAGGACGAGGAUGAGGGCGAGUCGGGAUACGGAGGAUAUGGAGGCAAGAAGAGCUCGAGCACUGCCUACGGCGAGGCUGAAGACAGCGAGGUGACAUCGGGCGGCUAUGGCCGAACCUCGGCGUACAAGCCCUCGACUUAUGGAAGCGAAGAGGCUGACCCCGCGGUGCCCACGGAAGGAUACUCUCUGCAGAGUACUUACGGCGAGGUGGAGGAUGAGAGCUCGAAGCCGGCUGGUUAUGGCGGCAGGAAGACGAGCUCUUUCGGGGAGGGCAAUGAUGAUGAGUCCGACGAGCAGAAGCCCAAGUACGGAAGAAAGAAGCACGGUGACAGCGAGUCCGACGACGACGAGGAGAAGAAAUCGAGCUACUCGAAGCACGGGCAGCGCCGUGGAGAUGACGACGAGGACGAAGGGAAAAAGUCGGCCUACGGGGACGACGAUAGCGAGCAGAGCGGGAGGUCCAAGUACGGGCAAUCCAGAUAUGGACGCAACGACGAUGAAGAGCUAGUGUCUUCUACCGCCGGCCUCUCUCUUGAUUCUGAUCGCUAUUCUGGAGAAGACUCGGAAAACCGGAGGCGUGGUGACGAUGACGAAGAUGACGACAACCGUCGCGGCAAGCACGGCCACCACCACAAGAAGCGUGAUGACGACGACGAGUGAGGACACAGCUGCUACUCAUUGAUGGAGGACUACGGGCUAUGCACGACGAAAUUCGGAGUAAAUCGAGGCAUGUGAAAAGAUUUCAGAUCAAUUUGUUUCUGAGAAACUCUAGUACCUGUGGAAGCUGGUCGAGAAAAACGUGCAGCGAACAGAGGAGAACAACAUCUCAAGUCUCUGACACUGAUCCUGGUCGAUUGAGCGAAAAGAACGGUCGGAUGCGCAUUAAGGUCAGCUUGUCCAGAGAGACUCGCGGCGAAAUUUGCGAUAAGAAAAAAAGAUUUGCUCAAAUUUGCUUGUGUCGUUUGGCUUUCGAAACCUGCAGGAUCCUCAAGGGCUACUGGUUCUUGCCUCGUCUUUAGCGAUUCCUCUGUGAAUGAAGAACAUGUACGUUAGUCCAGGCAGAAGAUGAUCACUCUGUUUAUUCUGAGCAAUGUAGAGGAUGGAGAGUCCUGGAAGCAAAACUCCUAUGUAUGUGGACUUCAGAACUAGUCAACGAGUAAAGUUUCUCUAGGGAGGAAAUUACUCGUAGUUACUUCAGUAUUUGUUUUUCGUUGCUGUGCUGGAAUAUUAAUGAUAUCACUGCUCUGGUCUUC
Molecule: messenger RNA, 2503 nt
Organism: Marchantia polymorpha subsp. ruderalis
Lineage: Eukaryota; Viridiplantae; Streptophyta; Marchantiopsida; Marchantiales; Marchantiaceae
Source: the annotation of a GenBank genome assembly